CGACGAGACAUAGCACCACGUCUCACCGGGUCUCGUGCCACCCACUUCGCCACUUUACCAUUCUGCAUUACUGGCUUUUAGAUUCUCUCCCAUUUCUGUGAAAUCAAAUUAGGAAAAGACUUAAUUUUGCUUUCGCCACCGAAGGGUCGGGAGACUCCGGAUCCAGGACUCAGGAUUAGGCGAGUUAAGGUGUGGUAUGAGGGAAAGGGGGCUUCAGAAGGUUUCCUUUUUGCAUUCAUUAAUUUAAAAGUGGUUCUUCUUUGACCCCUAUUGCUGUUACUCGCGGAAAGCAAAGUGAAUCUUGGAAUUUUUAGGCCUGAAUUUGGUUUCAUAUCUGUAUCAUCACACAAAUGGGGGAAAAUUGUGAGGAUUGUAAGAGCUGGGAAGAGCAAUUAUUUUGGACCCAUUUUCAGUCGGUACAUUUCACUCAAUUUCUCCGCCGUGGUUUUGAUCAGUGGCUUGCACUGCCUGAAAAAUUUGUUAAACAUUUCAAGAAAAAGCUACCGGAAACUGUGACUCUUAAAGGUCCUAGUGGUUUAACAUGGGAUGUAGGAUUGACAAAAAAUGAGGAUGCCUUGUUCUUUGAUCGUGGGUGGCCAACGUUUGUAAAAGAUCAUUCUUUAGAAGAGCAUGACUUCUUGACCUUUAAGUACAAUGGAGUGUCACAAUUUGAUGUUCUAAUGUUCGAUGGGCUGAACUUGUGUGAGAAGGCUGCUACAUAUUUUGUGAGAAAAUGUGGGCAUACAGAACAUGACAGUGGAAGCCAAACAAAAAGAAAAAUGAGAGACAAUCCUGUUGAAAUUACGCACACUUCUUCACAGGAUGGUCUUGAAGGCACUCCAGAGAAAUCUGCAGAAAAUGACAUUGACCAAAUGCGUUUCCAGCAGCCUGUAUACUCUACACCUACUAAUAAGAAGAUGCGAAGGGGAAGUGCUUCUCGUAGAGCUAUUCAAUCUGAGCGGAUAGGAGAUAAAAAAGUCUCCACUUCUGCUGGACAAUUGCCAGUCAAACCUGUGAAUGAUUCAGAAGCAGAAUAUGUAUCUGUAGAUGGAAAUGUGGAGUCUAGCCCUCUGCAAAUAUCAGAAGGAAGGCCUGUGACUGAAGAUCAGAAGAGGAAUGUCUUGCUGUUGGCAAAAUCAGCACUAAGUAGCAAUGGUUUCUUAAUAGUUAUGAAACCCACACAUGUGAAGAGAAAAUUUUUUAUGGCGAUUCCUACUGGAUGGAUGACUAGAUUCAUGGCUUUAGAACCCCAAGACGUGAUUUUACAUCUCAAUGAUGAUACAUGGCAGACUAGAUUUACUUACUUUGCAUCUCGUGGUUAUGGAGGGCUUAGUGCUGGUUGGAAGAGUUUCGUUGUGGAUAACAACUUGGACGAACAUGAUGUGUGUGUAUUUGAAUGCGCCGACCCAACAAUUAAGCCUCUCAUCUUGGAUGUUAAAAUUUUCCCUGUUUUACAAGCAGUGCUUCCCCUCAACGAAGUGGCUCCUGCUUUGUGUUAAGAGGUUUGUCCCAGGGUGCAAGGAGAACUUAGUAGUAGCAUCUAGACAAGUUCCUUUUGUCUGCUGUAUCUGUUGUAGUAUUAAUGUAACUAGUUGGCUUUGAAUUUACCGUCAGGAACAUAUAUCUGUUAAACAUGGCUUUUGUUCUGUUCUCUCGUUCCUUUUUGUGGAAAAUGCUGCUUCAUUGGUUUUAAUACGAGUUGAGUUAUAUCCCUAUCAUCGUAUUAUAUGUUCUUAUCUCAUGUCAUGUCAUAAACGCUAUGACAUUCA
Molecule: messenger RNA, 1769 nt
Organism: Rubroshorea leprosula
Lineage: Eukaryota; Viridiplantae; Streptophyta; Magnoliopsida; Malvales; Dipterocarpaceae
Source: the annotation of a GenBank genome assembly